UGGGAAGCGCGGAUGUUGUCCCAGCGUGCCGCGCGCCGCGCACGGCGGCAGCCAAUGAGCGCGGAGGACGCGGGGGGACACGGCAAGGUGAGCGCUGCCCGCAGAGCCGCCGCAGCUCCGGCCGGACCCGCGCAGGUGAAGCACGAUGCAGGCUCCUCUGGCGCUCCUCAGCUCCCCAGCCCUGUUCCGCUGCUGCUCUAGGGCGCUGGCCAGACCCGUGUCAGUGUCUGUUUUCAGCCGGCCUGAGGCUCAGGCCAUACAGCCCACCGGUGUGUCCCAUGCACAGCUGUCCCGCCGCGGCUUCCAAACCAGCGCGGUCUCCCGGGACAUCGACACGGCCGCCAAGUUCAUCGGUGCCGGCGCGGCCACGGUGGGGGUGGCCGGUUCGGGAGCCGGUAUCGGGACAGUGUUCGGCAGCUUGAUCAUCGGCUAUGCCAGGAAUCCCUCUCUCAAGCAGCAGCUCUUCUCCUACGCCAUCCUGGGCUUCGCGCUGUCCGAGGCCAUGGGGCUGUUCUGUUUGAUGGUGGCCUUCCUCAUCCUAUUCGCCAUGUGACAGCGCGGGGCUGGCUGCGGCGGCCGCCCCCGUCCUCUGCGCCUGGAGAACGUUUCCACCUGAGCGCCCCAGACUGACAAUUAAAGAAAACAUUUCUCUAAAUAAA
This is a messenger RNA of Columba livia (rock pigeon), 659 nucleotides long. It is a transcript of the gene ATP5MC1, whose product is annotated as ATP synthase membrane subunit c locus 1. The record is from RefSeq and is a predicted model, not a curated record. The transcript has 5 exons. Gene Ontology annotation, molecular function: proton transmembrane transporter activity. Gene Ontology annotation, biological process: proton transmembrane transport; proton motive force-driven ATP synthesis. Lineage: Eukaryota; Metazoa; Chordata; Aves; Columbiformes; Columbidae. Bases 146 to 553 code for a protein of 135 amino acids.